Molecule: messenger RNA, 528 nt
Organism: Aureobasidium subglaciale EXF-2481
Lineage: Eukaryota; Fungi; Ascomycota; Dothideomycetes; Dothideales; Saccotheciaceae
Exons: 1
Coding region: 1-528 (175 amino acids)
Cellular component (GO): Golgi apparatus
Source: RefSeq, a predicted model, not a curated record
AUGCCUAUCAACCUUCCAAUCGACGCCAUCACCUCGCGCCUCAACCUGCAGGGUCGUUUCGACAAUGUCCGCUCUCAAUCCGUCACCUCCCGCUUCGCCAACUUGAAGCCCAUUUCCGAGUUCUUCAACUUCAAGCAAAUCUCCAAGCCUGCAAACUUCGGCGAGGUCCAAAACCGCGUCAACUACAACCUUGGCUACUUCUCCAGCAACUAUGCCGUACUCUUCGUCAUGUUGAGCAUCUAUACCUUGAUCACCAACUGGCUCCUUACGUUCGUCAUUCUCCUCGUCGUUGGUGGUAUGUACGGUAUCGGCAAGCUCGAAGGUCGUGAUGUUGAGAUUGGCAACUUCCGCGCAACCACUUCGCAGCUGUACACCGCUCUGGUUGUCAUCGCCGUCCCUCUCGCCAUCUUCUCAAACCCCUUCGGUUCCGCCCUCUGGCUUAUUGGUGCCUCGGGUGUCAGCAUCAUCGGUCACGCAGCAUUCUUGGAAAAGCCCAUCGAGUCAGCUUUUUCAGAGGAGGCGGUCUAA